CGAUUACCUUCCAAAAUCAUUUUGGAUCACCUUAUUUGUGUAUGGAAAUAAAUGUAUUGUUUACUGCUUUUCCGAAAGACAUACAGGGCCUAGGCCACACUUAAAUAUUCUAAAACAUCGGGUCAGAGAUUUUAGUAAUGGUUAUAACAAAUAAAUAACCAACUACGUAUUAUACGCGUUUCCAACACAUGAUUAUGCAACGUCGAGUCUUUCAGAACAUCUUGGUACAACCAUCGCACAAAGACACAGAAUUAUACAAAACGCUUAAUCCGGGUUUCCCCUCUCGCUAACACAGUCGCGUUUAGGCUACUCCUCCCUCUCCUCCAAAACGUGCUCCUACUACAUUUUGUUUACCAAUCAACGGCUCGUUCAUGCACAGACAGGAAGUUGCGUAGCGGCUCAUGGUCAAUUUAAAAAUGUAUCCUGUCACAUAUAUCCAUGGGUAUCCAAAUGGUCAGAGUACAGGUAGAUGGCUACGAGGGAAAUUAAGUUAUUUCACAAAUUAUUUUAUUUGGCUAACAUUCGUUGCAAUUCUAAUUAAGAGCAAAAAGAUUAGCCUAUAUAGUUUAAUAUAAAAAUACCCCCAUCACCUCCGCGCAUGCAGCUGAAAUCUUUUCCCACACCGAAGAGGCUGUUGCUGAGAGGGGUGUAAAGGGUAAAUUAAUUGGAGCACAGACGACUUCCAGGGGCAAAAAAGGUGACAUUUUGUGCGUGUUUUGUGGAAUUUACCUCCGCUGUCUGCACUCCAUCUUUUCGUUUCACUCUUCCAUGAUUAAGCAGUGAAGCACCUCCCAGUGGCUCUGUCACAGACCUUGCAAACUCUCAUGCAUAUAUACAUGCAUAUAUACACCAGGCUAUGCACUUUUUAGGGGGCCGAAUGCUGCCCUAUAGCUGAGGGUCAUUUUGGUGUGUCCGUAGGGCUUCCUCCGCCUCAUGACCCCCAUUCCUUAUCCACACUUAACUCCACGAAGGCUGGCCUACACAGAACAUGCCGAAAGGAUCCAGUAGGACCUGUUUUUCCGUGACUGGAAUCUGAUUGGAUGUGUUUCUGGGACGGAUUCCCCCAUUUUAGAUCCAGUAGUGAAGGAGAGCGAAAAUCGAGAUUACUGGGUGCACGCUGAAGUAAUAGGAUUCGGCGAACAAAUAAGCUUGAAUAAGACUGCUCCAUCUCUGAUACAUGUUUGACCAAGCCAAGAGUAUGGGCGAUGGAGUCGCCGAGGACCGAAACCACUGUGGACCCAAUUCGCUGCGCCGCGAGCGCGGUGGAGACGCUAAAACUCUGGCGGAAGUGGGAAGCCGCAGUUCCGGCGACGCUCCUGCCGGGACAUCCGCGUCCACCCCGAGCUCCUCCAGCGAGGACGGACACGACAAACUGUUAGGAGUGGACCCUGACUACUGCCGCAGGAUUUUAGUCCGAGAUGCUAAAGGCACUAUCCGUGAGAUCGUUUUGCCGAAAGGCCUGGACUUGGACCGGCCGAAGCGCACGCGCACCUCCUUCACUGCCGAGCAGCUCUAUCGUCUCGAGCUUGAGUUCCAACGCUGUCAGUAUGUGGUAGGGCGCGAGCGCACGGAGCUCGCCCGCCAGCUGAACCUCUCCGAAACUCAGGUGAAAGUUUGGUUCCAGAACCGACGUACCAAGCAGAAGAAGGACCAGACCAAGGACUCGGACAAGCGCUCUUCGUCCACCUCAGAGUCACUGGCCACAUGUAACAUCUUGCGUCUACUUGAGCAGGGGCGCUUGCUGUCAGUGCCUGCACCUCCUCCCAACCCACUGUUGGCACCACCGCAUGCUGCCAAUGGCUCGCUCCUGGGGGGCCCAUCUGUGUCCUCCUCCUCUCCUGGGGUAAGCAGUACAGGCACUCCUCCAGCGAUUGUGGCCAGUGGUGGUGGAACAUUUGGCCUAUCUCUGUCCUCACUUGGUGCUACACCACCCUCACCAAGGCUUGGGGUAGCACCCCCAUCCCUUUUCUCCAUGCCACUGAUGAGUGGUGCUCAUCAUGAACUCACGUCUAGCUAUGGGUGUGGAUCAUCAGCUUUUGAGCCCUAUACAAGGACAGAGAGGAAAGAUGGGGACUUGGGUGGGAAGAAGACAGUUUCCUAAAGACUUGAAUCACUUACUGGACCACUAAUGUAUGCCCCAUGUUUACUAAAGGGUGCAAUCUGCUCUCUUUUUCAGCUAAGGUAAAGGUUAUAGAGGAAGUAGUUGAUUUUCAAAAUUAAACAAGUAUG
Messenger RNA from Ictalurus furcatus (blue catfish), 2229 nucleotides. RefSeq names its product ventral anterior homeobox 2 (gene vax2). Gene Ontology annotation, biological process: neuron differentiation; central nervous system development; regulation of DNA-templated transcription. The record is from RefSeq and is a predicted model, not a curated record. The transcript is spliced from 3 exons. NCBI's taxonomy places the organism in Eukaryota, Metazoa, Chordata, Actinopteri, Siluriformes, Ictaluridae. The coding region runs from base 1178 to 2101 and encodes 307 amino acids. Gene Ontology annotation, molecular function: DNA-binding transcription factor activity, RNA polymerase II-specific; DNA binding.